Heterostelium album PN500 is the source of this 315-nucleotide messenger RNA. RefSeq lists its product as uncharacterized. The transcript has 6 exons. Bases 1 to 315 code for a protein of 104 amino acids. The record is from RefSeq and is a predicted model, not a curated record. NCBI's taxonomy places the organism in Eukaryota, Evosea, Eumycetozoa, Acytosteliales, Acytosteliaceae.
AUGGCAUUGUUGGAACUUCGAAAUUCUAUAAUAAAGAUGUCAAAUGAAUUUUCAUCAGAUCAAUCAUUUGCUCAACAUCUUUUGGAGCAACUAUCAGAGAAUAUCAGUCAGCUGAUAUUGAUGGUUGUGAUGCUGCAAGAGAGAAAUGCAAAUUUACCAGUCGAAGAAGUUGUAGGUGUCAUUAGGAGAAGUUCUGCAGUCGCAAAUGCAUCUGCUUCAGUUGCAGAGAUAUCGGCAGCAUUAGCAAAUGAAGAGUAUCAAGAUUAUCCAGAUAUAAAGAAUGAGAUAUUAGAAGCCUCAACAACUUGGAAUUAA